This is a messenger RNA of Lentinula edodes (shiitake mushroom), 1725 nucleotides long. RefSeq names its product aldehyde dehydrogenase. Lineage: Eukaryota; Fungi; Basidiomycota; Agaricomycetes; Agaricales; Omphalotaceae. The transcript is spliced from 13 exons. Gene Ontology annotation, molecular function: aldehyde dehydrogenase (NAD+) activity. The record is from RefSeq and is a predicted model, not a curated record. The coding region runs from base 81 to 1583 and encodes 500 amino acids.
GCCUUUCUCGGCUACCAAUUCUCGAAAUGCUAUAAGUGGCGCAAAGGUUUUCGCUUCAAGCAUUUCACAUCCCUCUCACAAUGACUUCCAUUUUCACUCACGAAUUCAACACCCCCAUCUACAAGGGCAAAACUUCUUUCAAUACUGGCCUUUAUAUCAACGGAAAAUUCGUGGAAGGUUCAGACAAGAACACAAUCGAUGUUAUCAAUCCUGCCACCGGAAAGAUAAUCACGAAAGUCGCCGAAGCGACAUCUAAGGAUGUCGAUGUCGCUGUAGCUGCAGCUCACAAAGCUUUCGAGACUACCUGGGGUCUCAACAUGGGAGGCGCAGGCCGAUCAAGAUUAUUGGCAAAACUCGCUCAACUCAUGGAAGAACAUCAGCAGGAGCUUGCUGCCCUCGAAGCAUUGGACAACGGCAAGACUUUCACCUGGGCAAUGGACGUUGAUACCACGUUUGCUAUCGACACGAUUCGUUACUACGCUGGUUGGGCUGACAAGAUCCAUGGUCAAGUAGUGGAGACGGACGAGAGGAAACUCUCUUACACCCGUCACGAACCAAUCGGCGUUGUUGGUCAGAUUAUUCCAUGGAACUUCCCUUUGCUUAUGAUGUCGUGGAAACUUGGUCCUGCUCUCGCUACUGGAAACUGCAUUGUCAUGAAGCCUUCAGAAUUUACUCCUCUGACUGCAAUUCGCAUGAGUGAGCUUAUUCACGAGGCCGGAUUUCCACCCGGGACGUUCAACCUUCUCACCGGAUAUGGCAACACUGUUGGAGCGGCAAUCUCUAGCCAUAUGAAGAUUGACAAAGUUGCCUUCACUGGUAGCACUCUGGUCGGUCGUAAGAUCAUGGAGGCCGCCGCGAAGAGCAAUCUGAAGGACAUUACGCUCGAGCUUGGUGGCAAAAGCCCGAACAUUAUAUUUAACGAUGCAGAUGUUGAUCAAGCCGUCAAUUGGGCAGCUCAUGGGAUCUACUGGAACCACGGGCAAGCAUGCUGUGCCGGUUCUCGUAUAUUUGUUCAAUCCGGAAUCUACGAUGAGUUCCUGUCCAAGUUCACCGAAAAGACCCGGUCUUUGAAGGUUGGAGACCCAUUCGAUCUCGACUCUUACCAGGGUCCUCAAGUCUCACAACUUCAGUAUGAUCGCAUCAUGGAAUACAUUCAAUCCGGAAAAGAUCAAGGCGCCACUGUUCACCUGGGUGGUGACCGUGUUGGCACAGAAGGAUUCUACAUCAACCCAACAAUUUUCACGGAUACCACACCUGAUAUGAAGAUUGUCCAAGAGGAAAUCUUCGGUCCAGUCGGUGUCGUUAUCAAGUUUGAGGAUGAGGAAGAUGUCAUUCGACAAGCAAACGAUACUGUGUUUGGCUUAGCUGCCGCUGUAUUCAGCCAGAAUAUCACUCGUGCCCUCACCACUGCUCAUCGAUUAAAGGCUGGGACUGCAUGGGUCAACUGUGUGAACCAACUUCACGCUAACGUUCCAUUUGGUGGAUUCAAACAGUCAGGUAUUGGUCGUGAACUCGGCGAGUACGCCUUGCACAAUUAUACUGCGGUCAAAUCUGUUCAGGUUAACCUCGGACAUGUAAUGUGAACCGAGCGAGAGUUUACUUUCCUCAGAACAGUUAUUGCUUAUCAUAAUGCUAAAUCUUGGAAUAGAGAGUGAAGAAAGUCAGAAGUCAUGUACAUAAAAUUGGGAUAUCAUCACAAAUUCAAUCAAAUCGUAUUUCAGAGAA